This is a messenger RNA of Cinara cedri, 16291 nucleotides long. The record is from the annotation of a GenBank genome assembly. Lineage: Eukaryota; Metazoa; Arthropoda; Insecta; Hemiptera; Aphididae.
ACCGCCGAAACGCCACCGUACCGACCGUACCGCCGUCGCCGCCACCGUCGCCGCGUAACACAGGUUGGUAUUUUUAUUAUAGGUAACGAUAAUAUUAUUUUGUUUUGUUUUUUUGUUUUUUAAACGCUUUUCGAAAUUCACGCGCGUGUUUCCGCGCUCUACAAGCGAUACUCACCCGAUCGUUUGUGGACGCGACGCGCGUUUCACCGUAGCCCUACCGCAGUUCAUCGAAUUAUCAUAAAUCGUGAUCGUUUGUCUGCUCGUCAUCAGACGCGCGUGCGCGUGCACGUCGUCGGUAAUAACAAAUAUUUUUAUCGAAAAAUAAUGUUUAAUAAUUAAAAAAAAAAAGAACAAUUUCGAGUACGAAAUCAGUUCUAUGGCGAUAGGGCCGAUCAUAGAUUCGCGGCCCGGCCAGCCGGGAAGUUUCCCGGCGGGCCGGCGGCCUAACGAAACGCGUUCCAGCAAAAACAAAAAAAACUGCAAACCGUGUGCACGGUUUUACUCGUAAAAAGCAUCGCCCGGAUUUCGUUGUAUUUUUCUUCGUGAUUCUGCAGUCGGCGUUUCCGGCGUGAAACGAACGAAUUCGCGUUUCUCAAAAGGGCAAAUAAUCUCACUCGUGUUCCGUUUAAAACGAACACAUUGGACGCGCCGCUUUCAAACGGCGCAAUUUACAUUACGGUUAAGACGGCGCGUUUGUCGUCCCCGCGAUGCACAAAACUCGCGGCGUAGCUGCGGAUUUGCGAUCCGAUCGCGCGCUGUCGGUUAUGACAAACAGGGCGACAAACAAGUGCGCGCGAAACAUCGGAAUUUAAAAACGCUCGUAUCUCGGUCGAAAUUAUCGGACCGUCGGAAACGCUUGCGCUUGCGCGCAGACACGGAUCGAUGGGGUUUUGCGUUAAGUUUGACGGACAGGUCGAUUGUUCGUUCUAACGUCAACGCUAACGGCGCGAAAUCGGUUCUGCCGGACGCGAAUUCCGCGCGCGUCUGCGAACCGGGCGCGAAACAAACACGCGCGCGUCCGUUCCGCUUUGAAGGACGGGGCGAACUCGCCCGGUCGGCGCCCGGUCGGCGUAACGUCCGAAACGUAUUGUACGCGGCGCAAACGGGUAAAAUGACUUGCGCGUUCAACGGAACAAGCGACAAGACGGCUGCGAGACGGUGACCGUUUCCGGGGUGACCGGGUGAGACGGCAAUGGAACUACGACGGAAAAGCGCGCGGCGCGCGGCGAAUUCAAAGGCGACGGCCGUAACGAAGCGCGCGACGUCGCGAACCGAUUGUGGUUUCGGGUGUCCGCCGUGGCCGACGGGAGCGAACGUCGGACGUUCAGCACGUACGAUCGGACGCACGCCGCGGCGCCCACGUCAAGCAUUGCCGCCGCCGAAAUCAAGCGUCGAUACGGCUGCGAGGGGCGGCCGUAGGAAAAACGUUCGAAACGUCACCGCGGCCAGCGACGCGGGCGCCGCUGACAGAAGAGCGCGGUGGUCACGGCGCGGACGUGCGAACAGAGGGCCGCGACGUGAGCCGGAACCGUUCGUCUCGCGCGCGCCCGAGCCGCGGUCGAUUAUUGGCGAGGAACGUGUGCCGGACAGGUAACGGCCGUAUCCCGGUAGGGGCUGCACCAAAGUUUGCGCUAUUGUUGUCAUCACGCUGUCGGUUCGGUACCACGACAACGGUAACACCGUGUUUGACAAAAACGAGUCUUUUGCACGGGCACCCGGAUAAUGUCAGCGGCGCGAUCGCUAAGGCGCGAAAGUCGGGUGAGAGAGUCGUUUUGGCGACGGCGAAAUGGGCUCCUGAAAAUCGCACGUCGAUUCCAUUAACGAUUAUUACGCGUCGUGCAUAGAUUCGGAAAAACGUCGGACGGUAAUUCGCGGCCGCCGGGCCGGAUGAAAACGAAAAACGUAAUAAUUCCGUUUAUUUAUUUCGGAAACGAAGGGCGCGCGGUUCGGGCGGCGAGAGUGCGCGGCCCGUUUUUCGCGCGAACGCGACACCCGGCACCCUGGCUGCGAUUUCGGCUCCGGUUUUGCGGGAAAUCCCGCGGGUUUCGCGAGAACGCCCGGUUACGAGAUCGCCGCGUAAACCGCCGGAACGCGUACCGACAACGGGGGGAGGGGAGAGGGCGACAUUUUUACCGGCGUCCGGCUGCGGUGGACUGCGGCGUUACGCGUCGCCGAUCGGAAUUAUCGCUCGCGGGAUUACACACCGCCGCGCGUUGACGUCGGCCGCCCGCAUCGCGAAAACGACGCGACACGUGAACAACGUUAUCCGUCGGGGCGACGAAUUAACGUUAACAAUAACGACGUUUCCGCACGCGGCGCGCGCGUUGUUCAGACGUCCCGCACGACGCAACGGCACUGUUGCCGUUACACGGGGGGGCGACCGGCGUAACCGCGUGACGAGCGUAACGGCGCGCGUGUCGGGAAAAAUACCGUCCGACCGUACUCUCGGUGUUGGUUUCUCGGCGGCUCUGAAACCGUCGCGCCGCUGGGAUCUCCGUUUUCCGCCGCCCCUUAUUGCACGGCGUAUCGACACCACUUGAUCCGGUUUCGGUUUCCGAAUACGGCCACGCAUAGGCGGACGGACGGUUCGGUUUUGAACCGGUCGCGGUGUUGGAGCUGUCGGUCCGCGGUCGGCGCGGGACAUUCCACGUUUUGAAUUUCGAGACGAUAAACGCCCCGCGUCACGUCGACCGCCCUGUACACACGCACGCGCGCGUGCGCAUUAGAAAACACGACAAUGCGACGCGUGGCGCCCGUUUCCGUCGCCUCGUCACGCGGCGGAUAAUUUACCUGCCACGGGCGGUGAAAACCGCGCGGCGAACCCACAGGCCGUCCGCCGUUGCGUCUCCAGAGAAAACAUUCUCGCGGUGCACCGCGGUCUCCCGUCGCUAAACGGCCGUUUGUUUCGUAUCGCUCGCGCGUUGUGAACGAUACUCGGGGCCGGACGCCCGUAUCGUAUCGAUACGCGAGCCAACUCUCAUACUCGGCGUUCGAUCGACCGUCGGAUCGUUAUUUGACGGCCGCGAAUUUUACCGUUAUUAUUUUUUCUCUCUCAAUUACGUUUUUUUCCGAUUCUGAGCGCGGCGGGUAACGCGACACGGCGAGUUCCCGUCGGGGAUGUACCGCACGACGCGCCGCGCACUCGCGAGAUUCGCUUCAAACGCUUCCGGGCGACAAUCGGUUCGCGAUUUCGACCCCCCGACAUUGUUAUUGACGCGUCCCCCGGCCCUGUAAACCGCACGGCAUCAUACGUCUGUGUCCCGUAUCGAAUUCCCGCGUUUCGCUUAUUGGAUCGUCGCGUUUAACGUUUGCGUACAAACGUGUGUUUGGCGCCGUCGAUUGUACCGUCAGAGUACACAUGCAUGUCGUAUCGGUCCGUGACAAAACCGUAAUGCUAGAACGCCGUUUACGUGUUCGCGCGUUGGUGUUUUUCUCGGCGUUUUAGUCCUCCGUGCGCGACAUGAUGAUUUUAAAUUAUCGGCAGGGUUUUACGUACCCGUAACUCGAUUGAAAAUGAAAAUAUCGAGGGAGAAAAAAAAAAAAAAACGGACGCGCAAACACGUAGACAAUGCGAUUUCACGACAUUUACGGUAGCAUACGUAGUACAGCGGUAUUGGGGACGUGUGAUAUCGGAUUCUUGUUGCGGCCAGAAACGUAUAUCGACGAAUCGGUUUUACGAAUUCGGCGCGCGAAUUUCGUUACGUUUGUAUCGCGCCCGCGUGCGGUUUUUCUGCCGGACGUCAUUGUUCCGAUCAAUAAACGAAAAUAGAGCUUUUUUUUUUUUUGUCUACAGCGUCGCGAAAACGUUUUGGGAAAUCCUCGUCGAUAUCCGAGAUAACGAGGAAAAACUGGUUGGAUAAAAAUUAAAAACGAGGUUUUCAUCGGCGAAAAACAAAUUUAUUCGACUUGGUCCAAUGAGUCGAAUUAAUUUUCCAAUAGACUCUGAAAUCGACUUCCGUGCCUCGGACAAUUUAUACGCCGGUCGGCUUUGAACGUGUCGUCUCGUCGUAACGGCGCAGCAGUUCAAUCAACCGCGCGCACUGUGCACCCGCGGCUGCGGUUUACCGAGUUAACAUAAAUGUUUACACGUUACCCACUCGCCCAGCCUUGACAAUAUUGUCGUUUACGUGUCGAUAACCGGCCGUCGACGAUCGUUCGUCUAUUAUUUCGUUUCGUAUUACAAUUAUCGUAGCGACGUCCGAACGUGCGAUGUUUUUUUUCGUUUUGUUUUUGUUUUUUUUGUUUUUUUUUUUUUUUAUUCCUAGUUUCGUUUCCGCCGGUCUUUCGCGCGCACAACACGGCCGGCGGUGGUUUCGCGGCCUUCCACGGUGCGAGCAGUACAACAACCGUAAUAACAACAACGCCGCGAAACGGUUUUCGUAAACAUUAUGCGUUUGCGCGGAUUUGUUUUGCAUUCGUGUGUUGUGUUUUCUUUCGCCUACCGUUAAACUGACCAGCGACGUUGGCCGGGGACCCGGGGGCUACGCCGCCGCCGCGGCGCGACAAACGCGCAGACCGUUUCGAAACGGAAAACGCCAAACGCCGAAUUACGACACGGCGCCGCGCGGGCACGCCGAUGACGAGUCGCGGGUCCCCGCGCGCGUUCGGUCCGCGACGGAAAACCCGCGAUCGACAGCGCGCACCCGGCGCGACGUUCAAGCCCGGGCCGAUCGGCGGACGGUGUCGACGGUAUCGAGUUUGAGGCGGCCGAACCGUCAGUUCGAACACCGGGUAGUUCCGUCGCCGCUGAAAGCCCUAGGGCGACAGUUUGAUAUCGACUACGGGGUUGAACGCGACGUCACACGAACCCGUUCGUCUCGACGGCAAAUACUUCGUAACCCGUUUCGAAUCCGUCGUCGGCCCGCGGUAUUUUUCGGACGCGGUUUUUCAACACGCGUUCGAAUCUCCUUUCGCGGGGCGGAUGUUCUUUCGCGGUCAUAGUCCGCACCGCGGUAUAGCGUCUCCUGUUAUGCCCGCACCCGGCGUAAAGCGCCGAGUUAAAAAAAAAAAAUGUUUUGUUUUUUUUUUUUAUUUCAAUUCGCCGGUCAACCAAAGCGAAUCUACCGGAACACCAGACUACACAAAUAUUCCAUCGGCGACGAUCUCGUCACCGACGCGGCUUGUUUUUUACCCGAGCGGUUUUCCCGUUCCCGUCGGCGUUUCCGUUUAUCAGUCCGCACACAUUUCACGCGAAAAAACGACCGAUAUAAAUUACAACGCAAUAUCCGUUUCGCGCAUACGAUUUCGAUCGCCAACAUCGUUUUUGUCGGUUUUCCAGGGAACUCGUAAUGCGCACCGCUGCAGAGAGACGCGCAAAUAUGCGCGUGCUGUUGUUACUUUGUCCACGAGGAUUCGAAACAGUAUUUGUUAUACGCUGCACUGCUGCGACAGACACGUGCAAUAAUAUAAGCCUAAUUUGUUUUGGUCGACAUUUACAAUUUUUUUUUUUUUUUUGAUGUUUACACGCGCGUACUGCAUUUUCAAACGUAGAACAAUAUCGAGUUAUGUACCGAUACUGUUCGCAAAGGCGGUUUUUAGUUGAUUUCUCCGGAGGUUUCGACUUAAACUACACGGUAUAAUUGUUUCAACUAGUUCGCGUCUGUGUUUUCAACUUUUAACUUUUUUACAAUUCAUUCUCAUAAACAUCCAGUUAAGAUGGUGGUUAGGUUAACGAGUUUUCGAAACAUCGUGUAAUGCAUAUUACUUAUUAUAUCGAAUACUUUCAAUCCUGCUGCUCCCCGUGCGAUGCAUUACAACACACUGUAUAAUCGCGAUUUAUUUGUUCCAGGCGCAUUCAAAUAUUUAUGAAAACGGUGAUAGGUGUUCAUUGGUAGGGAGAAGUGCAUUUCAUAAAAGACAAACCAUUUUAAACCGUUAACAUUUCAUUGAUGAUGACCACAUUUUUAUUUUUUAUUAUUAUUCCGUUAAGAAAAGUUUGUGUUUGACAAAAACUGAUAGUUUUUCAACAUUUUUUUUAUGUUUGUCUAACCGCUUUGGUGAACCAAUACAAUUAUUAUGAAAAUAAAUUAUUCGUAUUGCAUAGUGUCGAUAACGAAUAAUAUUUGAAUAAUAACAUACGACCGUCAUUGCAAAUCAGGAACCGUUAAAAUCGCGGGAAAUGCGUGCACGUUAUUGUAUAGGGUGCGUCGGAUAAAAACAGAUAUUUGUUACGAACAAACUUUUCUUUUGACCGGUCAGUUAUGAUCGGCCGCCAUUAUGUUAGCAUCUAUUUUUACAUUUUAACUUUUAACCGGCUCGCUUUAUUUUUUGUCAACUUUUAUUUAUCCGUUUAUUUAACCAAUCGAGUUGAUUAUUGUUUGCAUUAACCGUUGCACCUUAUCGCUCCAUCUUUGGUUUUGUAUAGUGCGGAAAACGCCUAUUGAAUUCCUAACGAUAAAAUGGCAAUUUCGUUUUUAUAAUGUACGAGUGUAAUAUCUAUAAUUGUACUUACUCCCCCGCGUUUUGUUGCAGUAAAAAAAAAAAAAAAAAAAAAAAAAAAAAAAAAAAACAAUAGUAAAAUUGUCUGCAGUAUUGCACCAGAAAAUAUUAUCAAGUUCUGUAUAAUAAAUGUUAAUAGGAGGGUAUUUUAUCAAACAGGAUACCUUUACAUAGUUUACAGAAUUAAACGAUUUUAGCGACCAUUAAACAUUUUUUGUUCGUCUUUUGGUUUCAUGAAAUAAUAUGUCAACUAUACAAAUUGAAAAGAAAAUAUUAUUAUAAAUGUGAAACAUCAACAAUAUAUUACAAUUAACUCUUUUCUCUCUCUCUCUCUCUCUCUCUCUCUCUCUCUUUCUCUUCCUUUCUGUCUCUCUCUACGUUUUUAGUUGAUUUUUAGAAAGUACCGUGAUAUUUUUCAAUUUCGUCGGGAAAUUUUCCAAUUUUAUACGGAAACGUACGUUUGGUAUAUUGCGUAUAUUUUUUUCUCCGUUGAUCAUUAUAUACACUUAUUGCAGCCUAUGUAUAUUAUAUGGGUAAGUAGUUUUGUAACAAGUUCGAUCGUUGAGAAACGUGUUCAGCGAUACGUGAACAUUAGUUUUCACAGAAAAAAAAAAAACUCAAUUUAUACUGUCGGUGUUUGAUUUUAGGUUAGUCGAUUCGACGUCUUCGAAUGGGUUCAAUAAAGGGAAAGCGUUCAAAAUCGGCCGAAUCAUUUCCCGGCCGUUUCUAAACCGUAAAAAUCAAACGUAUACUAUCGCGAAAAAAAAAACAUUUCCGCAGUAGGAUUUUUUUUUUUUUUCAAUCUCUUUCACGUCUCACACACAAUUAUUAUUAUUGUAAAUUUUCGACUGCCACGUAAAUAAUAUUACAAUAAUAAUGAAAUAGUUCACCAAAAACAUGCCAAUAAAUUACGAUCCGGUCUCUACGGAUGCCACCGAAAUUAUAAAUAUUUGAUAUUUUUUUUUAUUAUUAUUAUUAUUAUUACCCAACUCGAAAUAUGCGUUUAGUUUUAAAUACUCCGAUCUAAGCGAACAGUACUCGAAUUCAUGGUAUUAAAAUGAGCAUUUUUUUUUUUUUUUUUUUUACUCCGUCUAUAGACAAACAAUAGAAAAACCAUUAGAGCGGUCGUGGUUAAAAAAAAUAAACGCCUCUUAUCUACAACGGCCGUUUCGGCGUAAUACGCGGUAUUUGUAUGCGCGUACAACCGUAUCCAGUUAUAUUUGCAUAAAAAACCCAUGAACAUUGCGAUGCUAUCAAUAUUCUAAUAUUUUGAUUGUGGUGCGUGUGUUUUCGAUUACACGUAAAUACGACGCGCAGUAGUGUUUUCAUUUACUACACGGUAGUUAAAUUCGCCGACGACCCGUUUACGAAAACGUUCGGAGCAGCGCAUUCGAUAAUUCAUCCAGGUGUUUCCGUAUUAUACGUGCCUGUAUAUGAUUAUCGUGUAAAAAAAUACCAUCCAGUGCCCGAUUUUUCUUGUUUCCCGUCGGCGUGUUCCCGUCUAUUCCCGCUUUUCGAAUCGUGGUUCCCCGCGCCAUAGUCUGUCCGUCGCGCCCUGCCGUCGAGGAGAUGUAUCUACUACCUUUGUCAUGUUAUUAUACAUCCAUGGCUUUUAAUUUAUUUUUUCCCAAAGUUCCACUUUGCCUUUACCUACCGUUCUUGAACUCUUCCGUUAUUUUUACAGUUAUAGACACAACCUUAAAGCUUCAUUUUUUAUAUUCGUUUCUCGUCCGAUCUAUCCUUGUGAUACAAAGACAUUCACCGUGACAUUUUCAUCUCGUUGUGUACUGUUACUGUUUUCAGUAACAACGCUGGACAUUUCACAGUUAACACAAAUCAAAAUCACAACUGUCGAGUGAAUAGCUUCUAAAACCCUAUCGGGAAAGUUAAGGCACAGAACUGAGAAGUUCUGUCCCAUGUUCUCUUUUGUUCUCUUUUAAAAUAACAGCAAUAUCGGGAAUAUGGGAGAUACUUUGCGAUACGACAAAAACGGGUUGUCUUGAGCUACACAAGUCCUAACCUAAAAAUCCCAGUAUAAUUUUCGAGGGAGAUGAUGUAUAGCCAAUUCAAAUAAAUAAAAAAAAAUUAUAAUAAUAUUUUUAAAUGUAUUUAAUAUUAAUACCAUAUACUCACCUACGUACCUAUACAAAGCUGGGCAGUGGGCAAGUUAACGAAUUUAUUUAAACUAAUUUAGGAUAUCCUAAAAAAAAAAAAAAAAAAACAUCUAAGUUAUAGAUUUUUUUUUAAUUUAAAUAAAUUUGAGUAACUAAUAAGUUAAUUUACAUAUUUUCAAGAUAAUUAUAAUUUACUGAAGUUAAAGUUACUUUUUUUUAAAAAAAAUUACCAUUUACCUACUUUAUACAAUAUACACUCUUCAAAGUAUUUUGCACUCUGGUAUCCACGUGAAAAUAUCUAAAUUUCGUCAAAAAAUAAAUAUUGCGAAAAACAUAGAUGCAGAAUUUUUUUUUUUUUUUUCGAAAGAAAAAUUCGUAAAUAACGUUUUUUUACAAAAUAAACCGAGUCAUGUGAACAUCAUUUAUUUAAAAAAAAUAACCAAGGUAUUAACUCACGUCUUAUUCGCUAUGCUAUGUAAUUAAAUGGGUACGAUUUUCGGUAUCUAUGCCGUGUUAACAAUAUUAUUGCCGUAUAUACGGGUCGACGGCCUAAGUAUUAUAUAGUGGCGGUGUUUUUAAUAAGCGGUGAGAUUACAGAAUUGCCGGUGUAUAGAAUAUUGAGCGUUUCCUUGAUAAACGUGUACCCGGGCAAUAGGUAACGUGACGAAUGAUAAUAUUUGAUUUGCCGGUAAUGGAAAUUACGAGUAUUUAUAUUAUAUAGGUACCCAAAACAACCGUUAGUCGUACAUUUUGCACAGUGGCAAUUUUUCGCCACACAUAUACACAAUAUCAACCAUUUGCGCCGGCUAGGAAAUGUAUCGAUCCACUGAGAUCCAUUUAGGGUUUUCACCGGUCCAAAAUCGUGCAACAUAGUUCAAAUUGAUAUAAAUUCAAUUAAAAACGAGUAUAAUUUUGCACAUUCCACAUGUCGACGAUAAAAAAAAAAAAAAAAAAAAAACAAAUGCUAUUCCUAUACACAAAUGUGAUUCCUCGACUCGAGGAAUAACCCUUAUUUUUUAAGUCGAGAAAAUUGAUUCCGGGACAAAAAAAAAAAAAAAAAACAAACAAUUUGUAAUUAACAUUUAUUUUCUCAAUUAAUUUAUUAUAAUAAUAAUAUUACCCCGUAGAACAUAUUGGGAUCUAAAUUCAACUAUAGGUAACACAUGCCGUUUGUGCUGAUACCGAAUGCAGCUGAUGUCGCUUAUCGUAAGGGGGCACCCUCAUAUUUGUUUACAUCAUGAGCCGUUUGUUUUAUUGUUUGAAAUGUUCGUUCGUAUGUGUGGUCGCCUGAAAGAUGCACUAGCGCGCAUGCACAGUAUGUAACGAUAUAAUUAUGUUAGGUCCGAACGUUAUAGAGCUAGUACCUUUAUUUCGGCACAAUAACCUGCUACUAGAGUGCAAACCCUUCUAGUUUAGAUUCCAACAGGUACUGCAGCGGUUUUCUACGUCAUAAACAAACAUCAAAGUAAAUACUAAAUUAUUAUUGAAACUGAUAUACGGCGAAUCAGUGACGGACCCUGGGUUAUAAAUAUUACGAAAAAUAAAAACUGGAACUGUUUCUUGAAACUUUGCGCCCGGAAUCUGUAGCUAAUAAAUCUGAUCGUUUGUCUCGUGUACGACUCGUCCAGGUCAAUCAACAAGACUGCGGUUUCUUUUCGUUCAAAACUAAAAAUACACUGUUCGAAUUUGUUGUUUUAGAGUUUUCUGAAAAUAUUAACUUAGCCCCCCCCCCAACCAAUUGUCCGGAGCCACCUCUGUAUCAGUUUUAGUUGUAGCUUUUAUUUAUGUAACCGCAUAAAAUUCAUUAUGUCCAGAAAAUGUACUGUAGCAUCUGUCCGUAUAUCCCAAUCGUCAGAAUCGGUUGCCGAUCUGUUACAAAAUGCAUUUCCAAAUGGGUUUCCAGAUUAUUUCGAAAGAAAUUUUAAUUUUCCUUUUCAUUUAAUACAGACUAAGGACAGUCAACGCAUUGCUGUUGAUUUUAUUACACGCACGAUUAUAAUGUGUGAUAUAAUAUUAUCAUAUACGAUAUUACGCAAAUGCCAACGCUAUUUAAUACGCACGCUUUACAGUUGUUGGCGCAUUACUGAAUGCAGUAACGACAAUUUGUUAUAUUACCCGCACGUAAUAACGGGAAAUAUGUUAGAUUGCAUUUCGUCUUUUUCGAAAGUCGUUGCCGGGAAACCAGUGCUGUGCCGUCAGGUAGGCAGCGGCCGAAAAUGAAGACAAAUUUUAACAUUUAUUAUGUUUAACGACAAUGUGACCCAUACGUGGAAAUCGCAACUGUUUAUUAAUUCUUAUAGGAUUAUUCGAAUUAAAACAAUUUUUUCAGGUUUGUUAGAAAGAAAUUGCAUUCAUCUGUAUUCGUGUAGGCAAUUUCCUUACGGAAAUGCUCGUAUUUCAGACUGUCCGGUUCGCGUCGUUAACCGGUCGCGGUAGAAGAGGAUGUUCACGUUUUUGUAAUAAAUUAAUAAUUUAAAAAAAAAAUAAAAUAAAAAUAUUACGGCGCAUUAAUAAUGUACCGACGCCUAUGCGCAGACUUUUAAAACCCUAUACGUUUUAAAUUCAUGAUUCGAGCACGGUUUUUUCGUAAUAAUUCAUGUGGACGCCGGAUGAACACGACAGUGUUCAACUAUCACUAACACAUUGAUUAUAUUAUUACCGUUCGUGUUUCAUUAUGAACUCCGCGCCGUUCCAUAUUAUUAUUAUGUCGACGCAGAAAUAAUAUAAGCGAAGAAUUCGAGAAUUCGAAGUGUUUGUCGAAACGUAAUAUCUUGUUCGUGCGAUGAAUGUUCAUUUGUACGGUUUGUUUCAGGUAUCUUUUCUAUGCCGGACACUUCUAGUGAUCUCCAUUCGGAAGAAGACAAUAAUAUGUUAGACGGACUACAGCUUCGCGGCCGGUCCUUCGACGUCUCUCCCGACCACUCGAGAUCGCCGAGCACCGAGGACGGUUCGUUUUACCACCCGGACAAUAAUAACGUGUCCGAGGACGAUGACGAUAAUGUUAAAAGUACGUCGGUUGUGACCGUAGCAUAUUAUCUGUAUUAUAUAAUCUACUCAUUUUUGUUCCUUUUCGAAUGUUGAAUGACGGUUGUUUUCGUACCAUUUCAGUUGUACUAUCUAAUACUUACCAUACAUCUCAAAAUCAUAUUGGCCGUAUUUCCGAAAACAACUUAACCCCAUCACCUCCUCGUUCCAUUUCUAGAUAAAUUACAAAGUACGUAGGUACAGGCGUAUGCACUCGUAUACGUAGUUCAGAUAUAGAAAAGGUGUAACAAUAAGGAAUAAAAACAUAAAUUAGAUUUCCUCCCCCCCCCCCGGGCAACGAAACCGGAACUUUGAACUGCCCAGCUGUUUACAGUCGUCGUAUUAGCUGAAAUACUCGAUAUUUUCCGGGCUCGAUCCUUUAAAAAACAUAAAUCAACAAACAAAUUAAAUCUUAGUUCCAUAAAUACCAAAAAAACCCCUUAUCGGCAACACGGAAGGGAUUGAAUUUCGAAACGCAUUGUAGAUUUCCUCUUGUUUUUGGAUGGCAAACGCGCAAUGUUUCACCGAGAUUGGAAUACUGCUGUAGACUCGUAUAGCGGACAUACAGACAGACAGAAUUUGAAUUUUAUACACAUAAUAUACCUAUAAGAUUAUUUAAUCAGAAAUUUUAAAACGUUUGUAUAAUACUAAUUGUAUUGCACACACAGGCGAUUCGGAUCAGAGUUCGGACGGCGAGAAAUCGAGGAAGCCGUUGACGGGCAAACGAAAACGACAGACGAGCGGCGACGAGGACGACGACGCGCCGACAACGCCGAAAACGAGACGGUGCCGAAGGAGCAUCCGGCAAAGGCGUUCCGUGGACUCGCUGUCCGCCAAGGACCGAAAUCUACGGCGGUUGGAGAGCAAUGAGCGCGAGCGAUUGCGCAUGCACUCGCUGAAUGACGCCUUUGAGGUUGGCGGAAAAGCGAAUAGUUUAAUACAUUUUUAACAACGAUUCAUUUUACGAGUAAUACUUUACCACAACUUGCGUAGAUUUUUUUCUCACAAAAUACUCUUUUCGGUCCCCGAACAAGAUUCAAUAGCAACACUUUAACACCGUAACCGAUUUAUGGAUCUUCCGUCCGACGCAGCGAAACGAUUUUCUACAUUCCAAAACAGAAUUUGCACAAAAAUAAAAUAAAAAACUGAUCGCAAAUGUGACGAUACAACGGUUUCGGGCAAAAUCUCUAUAGGGAACUGCAAUUUCAAAUACCUCAUAGAAUAUGGGAGUACGAAAUAUCUUAUUUUUAUUUUAGAUACUCAGCAUAAUGUCUUGGUUUUACUAUAAUGUAAAUUCUAUUUUUUGUCUAUGACAUCAUUUUGACCCUAGUUAGUGCAUUCGAGUGGUGCUAUACUUUUUUUAAUUACAAAUAUUUGAAACUACUAUUUCUGAAAAUUCUUUUUUUGAAUCUAUAAUAUAAUUUGGAAACUGUUCAUUUUUGAUGAACAGAACUUGAAUCUAAAUUAUAUAAACAAUUAAAACUUUGAAUUGACAUUAUUUUGAUUUCUGGAAACAAAAUGUUAAAUUGUGUACCUACGUUCCGAUAGAAAUAUUUGCUAAGAAAAUCCAGUAAUUCCCAAUUUUGUCACGGAUUGAAAAAUUAAUUUUUAGGCGCUAAGUAGGCAACUUAUUAUGCUAUUAGCAGUUCAAUCUCAGAUAAAGUAUAUGGGUAAUUUGGGAAUCACUGAGCUGUUUUUUUUUUUAUCAAAUAUUGAUAGUAAGUUUUUUUAUAAAUUUAAUAAAUUGUCUAAAAGUAUUCUCUCGAUAUGUGAGUUGUUUAAAUGUAUUUGAUAUUUUUGAUUUUUUUUAUAGUUUUUAUUAAGUUUUGUAUGGAUAGAAUUGUUUUGACCAAACAUAAAUGUUUAAACAUUUUAGACAACGUUCAUCAUAAGCAGUUCAUUGUGGUAAAUUAAAAAAAAAGAAAAAAAGUUGAGGAUUUUGUAGUUAUUUUUUUUAUACGUGUUUUAAAGCAACGUUCGAAAAUGUUUUUAUAAUAAUAUACUUGUCAAAAACCGAUUGAAAUAGUUAAUAUUAAAUUAAUAUUAAAUUAACACUACACAAGAUUGUGUCAAAAACAAAGAUUUUAGUUAAACAAAAUAUACAAAACGAUAAAACAAUUAAUUAAAAAAAAUAACAGAACGAAAAAUAAUCGUAAAACAAUAAACGAUGGAUAAUAAAAAUAGUAUUGAUAAUUUUCAUAAUUAUUCCGUACAACGUUAACACGAUAAACAUUUACAUAAUAUAAUUUAUACACGAAUUCCAAUAAUAGCUAAUAAAAUGGUUUUAUUUUAUCUAGAAAAUACAUAGAUUUUGAGCGAAGCGAGGAAUGCAUUGGUUUUAUAAUGAUGUUUAUUUAAUAUUCUUUUUUAUUUGUAAACAUCUUUUCUACUUGAAAUGGCAGAAAUCUUAAUCUCUAGUAUAAUAUCUUUUCUGAAAAGAAAUUUUAUUUGAAAGGUACUAUAAGUAAGACAUGAGUACUUUAGGUCAUUUUUCGAUUUUCCUAGCGGUUUUCAUAACAUUUGAGAAAAUCUAGGAAAAACGUAGAAAAACGCGAAAAUGUUACGAUAAUGUUCUUGUUAAUUUAAAUUUUGUUUUUUUUUUUUAUGUAUUUCAGUUAAAAAUGUUUGUAUAAACUUGAAAUUUGAACAGAAAACUUAUAUUUUCCUGACAUGAUAAAAUUUUCAAAGCCAUUUUUGAGUUAUUUAUAAGAAUACUAAUUUUGUGGGUUUUUCACGUAAUUAUUAUUUGGUAGUAUUCUAUAAAUAAAACUGUUAAACCAAACAGAAAUACUAGAAAAUUUAACAGGAGGUUUAUUAUAAAUCGUAAUAUUUGAUAAAAAAAAAAAAAAACAUAAGUAUAAUGUACAAUUUAUUUCUAUAAAACUUUAAAUACAAAAUUUUGACAAAAAUCGUAAAUAUUACGGCUUUUCAAAACAUGUAUAACCGAACACCGCUCAGAAUCGUUUUUCGUUAGUAAUGAUAAAUCGUUGCGUACAGAUAUACAUUCAAUUUUCUUUUACCUUUCCAACUUCUCUUCUAAUACAGUGUGUCACCAUCGUGCGAAGUACGUCCGUAUUUUUAAUUCAUAAUUCUUCAUCUGUCUAUUUUUAAAUCCUAACUGGUACUCAAAAGUUGAAAGAAAACAAAAUAAUGAGAAAUAAAUGAAAAAGUUAAAUCAAAUUAAGUGUUACAAACAAAAUCUAUUGUAAUAUCCCAUUCAUAUGAGAUCAACAUUUUAUUUUACAUAAUCUAAUCAUUUUUUAUUUUUUUUCUAUCUAUUAAGAGUUCAAUUAGUCAAUAGAGUUCGUACGUUGAUUUUAUAUAUUUUUUAAUAUUUCAUAAAUCUGUUAUCACACAGCUCAAAUUACAGUGAAGUCUGUUAUUUUGCCUGUUUAAAACCUCGAAGGAAUAUUCAAUUCUUCGGUGUAUGUACGAAUAUAAUAAUAUAUUGUCCGCUAUUAAUUAUAUUACAACAAACACUUUUCAAUAAUUCUAAAACGAAUCUUGUGUUUAAUUAAAUCGUCUACGUUUAAAUACUUGCGUUCACAUCAUUGUCAAUAAUACGGGAUGUUUUUGUUGUAGAAACUACGAGAAGUCGUGCCGCACGUGAAAAUGGGACGUAAAUUAUCAAAGCUGGAGACGUUAACGCUGGCAAAAAACUACAUUAUGGCGCUGACCAACGUUAUAUGCGAGAUGAGAGGCGAACAAAAGCCGUUUACGUGAGGACAUUUUACGCAUACCAUUGUUAUUAUAACACCCGCAGUACCGUGUAAAUAUAUAAUAAUAUCAUUAAUCGUGUACGGUACAUUUCAGUUUUGAUGAUCCCGAUCAAGCCGAAAACGACUACGCUUCAAGCAACGACGGCGGUUUCGAGUCGGGCAAUAGCACUAAGACGCCAACGUCGAAUUUGGAACAAGAGUUACUUUCGUCGGACUAGAAAAUAAAAAAGAGCACCUUCAUUUCUAAUUCCUAUAUUAUUAUAUUAUAUUAGUCGUGUACAAACCAAACUUUACUUUUCUUUUUUUUUUUUUUUAAAGUUACUUUUAGGUAUAAUAAUAUUAUUGUUAUUUUAAAAUAUUUUACCAAAAUACUACCUAUUGUUAUUUUAUUAUUAUUAUUAUUAUUAUUAUUAUUAUCAUUAUCAUUAUUAUUGCAUUGUAUUUGAUAAAUAAUACGUUAGGUACGCUAGGUAUUAUGUAUUGCCGUUCGGCAUGUGCAAAUUCCAUAUUUCCUAAUUCUUUUGUGAUGACAUCGACGGUGCGGACGGCCAUACCGUAAAAGAGUAAAAGUAGGUAUGGUUCGUAGUGGAACUAUCACGGGUGUUAUCGGAUGUGAAGUAAUAUGAAAUUGCUGUUGGCGUACAUGAUAAUUAUAUAAUAACAAAUCCACCACACCGGGUCAACCGUGAUGAACGAUAAGGUCAUCGAAUAAUAUGUCAUCGGAUUUAAAAAUAAGAAACGGCACCGAUGCCGCCUGUGUCAUCACAGAUGAAUUCAGGUAUAUACGGAUCGUAUGGGCGUUAAACAUUAUUUUUAACGUUAUGUUUUUACCAUUCCUACAUGAAAUGUUUAAUUGAAUCGUUAAAGCACGUCAGUAUAAUAUUAUCACCUUGUUAAAAUGUCAAAAAUAUAAAUAUAUUGAUUUUUCAACUGAACCGUUUGGGUAUUUGUAUCCGAAUUGUGCCAAGUAUGUAAGGCGUGUAGGAUUACCGGCGU